This is a messenger RNA of Angiostrongylus costaricensis, 1299 nucleotides long. The record is from the annotation of a GenBank genome assembly. NCBI's taxonomy places the organism in Eukaryota, Metazoa, Nematoda, Chromadorea, Rhabditida, Metastrongylidae.
AUGCUUAAAGAUCCACCUAAAUUUGUAACUCGAGUCGUUGAGGUGGUGAUUAUUUGUUUCAAUUCUUGCAAUGACCAGCUCAGACACGUAUUUGACUACGGAAAAGCUUCUCGUCUUGUCGAUGAGGUUAAGAAUAACUCUACUCUACCACUACCUCGAAAUUAUAGACGUCUUCAUGAGUCAUUCCAGUCAUGUGAUAGAGUGGGUGGUUAUUUCAGUGUUCAGUGCUUUGCCGAGAUCCAAAUGAACGUUGAGAAGAACACAAAAAUAACGUUUUCUCGAAAGCAGUUGGCGCAAAUCAUUCACGUUUAUCCUGCUUCGUACGAUAUUAAAGUAGAGAAGAAAUGGAAAUCAAAAUCUCGAGGAAAAUUUGAGCUGGUUAUGGCAGCUAAUCUUAUAAAUGAUUUAACGGAUUAUAUGCUACCCGAUACUCCAUCGAAAACGGAUGAUCAACCUCUGCCUAAAGUUAUCCCGGUGAAAUUGCUUUCUCCACGAAAGAAAAUUGUAACAGCGGUACCUAGAGAACCAGUCAUUGACAGCCGCCCACGCCUUGAGGGUUGGCGUAUGACUUGUCGGAGUCAUGUAUUCAAGCAUAAACUUGUUGAAAUUGUGAAGAAGUUCCAUCAGAAGUUCCUUGAACGUUAUUUUUUCAAAUUUUCAAUGUUGCUCCUGAAUGAAUCUGAACUUUCCCGGUUGCGGCGUUUUCAUCCCAAAUUUGAUUUAGACCAAGAAUGUGAGGAGAUAAUGGAAGUGGGUAAUUCCCUACAAAGUUUUUUUGGAAUGUUGAAAGUGUUUUUGUUACAGACUGCCAUUGAAGGCCUUAAGAGUCCUUUGAAAAAAUUAGUUAGUUCUUGUUGCGCUACACCCCUUUCUCCUCGAAAGUUCGCAGAACAACAAUCACUGAAACCAAAAGGAGCGUUGUCUUUGCUUGAAAGGGUGAGUAGAACCUGUUCUUACGGUAGUUUAUUCAUGUAUAUAUGCCUGUACUUCGUUUUAGAUCCUUUAAUUCUUCUUUUUACUGCAUCUUCAUUCAUUUUAUUCUGUUUAGCACUGAUACUGGAGCAUAUUUCUGCUCUGUGUGAAACGGCACCUGAAUAUUUUACCAUCACUGAAAUAGGCGGUAAAAGAUAUCUGCAAUUGAAGCAGAACAAUUACGUAGCCAUAGAGAAAUUGCUUCAAGAGGAGGUGGCACGUCUUCGAGGGACUGGCUCAUCGUUGCCAACUGCAAACAUGUUAGCUGUGUCUAGCACUGCGACGAUGAGUCCUACUAAGAAAUCAGCCGUCAGAGCUCUCUUUUAG